CAGCUGGAUUAGAAGGCAAUCGGUCAUCGAUUGUGGCUACAAUUCGUGAUCGUGCAUACUGUCGAGAUCAUCGAUGCUGAUGGGAUUGAGUAUUGCUGAUCAACUCCAGGAGCUCGGUGAGGGGAGGGCCGCCUGAUCGACUCCACUUGCUCUGAGAUUGGAGUACUUCGUCAUAAGAGAUCUAGUGAAGAAUUAGAGUGGAAACGUGGUGAGGCGGCCAGGGGUGGCCGGGCUAAUGUCAUGCAGGUAGGGAGUGUCAUGCAAUAGUGUGCUUCAUUGCUGGCAAUUUAACUUCCAGGGGCAGAAUCGGCAUCAUAGGUAGGGCGAUUUCAGGUUUAGGUGUAUGCUCUUCACGUCCAUCAUCUGCCGCCGUGUCCAUUCGACCAAUUAAUGGUUCUCGCAGAAUUUAUGGGGCUGGUUGGAACAUCACGACAGCAGUACGCUUUCAGUCGCUAGCUCUCCCAGUUAUAUAUUCGUUCUCUUAUCUGACGGCAGGAAGCGGCAUCUAGGUUUCCAAACCUUAACAUGUACGUAUAUUGGAAUAUAAGCCAGAAACAGAGUGAUUCUAGGAAUUGGCUGUGCCCUGGCUAGUCUAAGCUUUUGGAAAAGCAGCAAGGCCAAUUCGGGGAGGCGCAGGAGUAGGAACCAUCGCGCUACAGCAGAAGACCAAGAAACGUUGAACAGAUUGCACCGAAUUGCAACUUAGAGGUUGGGACCGAGAGAGGCAUCUGUCUCUAAUUCUUGUCUAGAUUUCUGCCCGUAGUAUAUCGCAUUCCUCCAGGUUCACUGUUUGCCAAGUGCACAUGAAAUGUGCAGUUUGAGAUCUAGGUUGGAUUCAUUCCCCUGUCGAGGCUAUCAUAUGAGUGGAGAAGAAUAAUUCGAAUCUUUUGGCAGGUCAAUCAAGCCAGCAGGUCCUUGAAACUCUCGACUGAACUGAACCUUUCUGCAUUGAAAGGAGAAUACAUAAAAAUAUUAGAGCCCAAAUUCUGUUACUGAAUCCGAUAGUUGGCAUCUACAGUUUACUCUGUGUUGCUGACUACAGGUCUUCAGUCUGUAGCAUAAUCUUGGAACAGAGGAAUUCAGCGAUGGGUUUAGCGUGGGGUUGGGCUUGCGCUGCAGGUGCAUGUGCUGCGACAUCUGCGAUCAUGGCUAAGCUGGCUUCUCCUCUUGAAAGAUGGGAUUUCAAAGUGGCUUGCUAUGCAAUCGUCGUUCUGUGUAAUGUGUCAAUGUGGAGCCUUUACGUCAGAAGCUUGACAGCUCUAUCUUCCCUCCAAGCCACGGUUGUCAACUUCGGCAGCAACUUUCUUCUGUCAGGGUUGGCAGGAUUCCUUAUCUUCAGUGAGCCGGCUCAUUUCGAGUGGUUCGCCGGUGCGGGCUUUAUCUUGGCUGGUAUUUGGGUCAUCAGCAAUGCUGGUGAAGAAUUACAGGCGAAGAAGAUGGAUUGAGAGCAAAUGCGGCCUGCGAGCUCUUUGGUAAGGAGGCGAAGGAAGAAGGGAACUUGGUGUGUCAGGAGAUCACUUACCUCUCUGGUAUUUUUUACGUCCAAUUCUCUGUGAUUAGUUCCGUUUGGAUGCUUCCUGGUUUUUCUGGUGACCUUGUGCUGCAUAUUUUAGACCUUGGAGUACUUUUGUACUCUUCGAUCUCUUGCAGCCAGUGAACAAAAGCUGCUCCGUAUUCUAUUCGAAAAACGAGAUUCUAGCUCAAAAUGAGUUUGUAGGCUGAGAGCCAAGUACCAUCUCACCUGCAGACCAGUCUCAAGGCAACAGCCCUACGUAGAAAAUAUCUCUUCAAGACGGUCAUUCUGACGAGAAAUGUCAGGUUCCAAGUCUAUCGGAUCACGUAUUAUCUUCCCACUCACUAAUGCUCGUACGGGUGGUGCAAGUUGUCAUGUCCUUCUCGGGUGUCGGAAAGAAAUGUAACCGACGUUCAUAUUUGGGCAUAUUCAGGUCAGAGAGCUCGCCUACUCAGUACUAUCUGCCCGUCCAGCACCAUCCAACUUUCGGUGUUUUUUUAAUUCAGAUGAGUUUGUCUCGUAUCGAUUUGGGUUCAACAGUUUCUAAAUACAGCCGGGAUACACAGUAUUCUUUUUGGAGGAUGAACUCGCGCUGAUCUGCAUAUGUGCUGUUCAGACGAUGUAUCUCUUAUCAUCACCUAUUCAAGUAUUUUUCCACGCA
Messenger RNA from Marchantia polymorpha subsp. ruderalis, 2174 nucleotides. The record is from the annotation of a GenBank genome assembly. Lineage: Eukaryota; Viridiplantae; Streptophyta; Marchantiopsida; Marchantiales; Marchantiaceae.